GACGUCCGCGGAGAGAUGGCUGUGCGCGCGGCCUGGCGCUCCCUCCUGCCCCUGUGGCUCCUCUGGGGCGCUGCCUGCUCCCUCGCGGCGUCCGGCGACGACGGCGCUUUCCCCCUUGACCUUGAAGGGAGCUCCAGAUGUGACCCUGGCUUCUUUCGUGCCCGAUCAGGAGAAUGCCAUCCCUGUGACUGCAAUGGCAACUCUCAUGAGUGCUUAGAUGGCUCUGGACUCUGUGUGCACUGCCAGCGGAACACGACAGGAGAGCACUGUGACAAAUGCCUGGAUGGUUAUAUUGGCGACUCUAUCAGGGGAGCCCCUCGGUUUUGCCAGCCAUGUCCUUGUCCCCUGCCCCACUUGGCCAAUUUUGCAGAAUCCUGCUAUAGAAAAAAUGGAGCCGUUCGGUGUAUUUGUAAAGAAAACUAUGCUGGACCUAACUGUGAAAGAUGUGCUCCUGGUUACUAUGGAAACCCUUUACUCAUCGGAAGCACCUGUAGAAAAUGCGACUGCAGUGGCAAUUCAGAUCCCAACCUGAUCUUUGAAGACUGUGAUGAAGUCACGGGUCAGUGUAGGAACUGCUUGCGGAACACUACCGGAUUCAAGUGUGAACGCUGUGCUCCUGGCUACUAUGGGGAUGCCAGGAUAGCCAAGAACUGUGCAGUGUGCAACUGCGGGGGAGGCCCAUGUGACAGCGUAACCGGAGAAUGCUUGGAAGAAGGUUUUGAACCCCCUACAGGCAUGGACUGCCCAACCAUAAGCUGUGACAAGUGCGUCUGGGAUCUGACCGAUGACCUGCGGCUAGCUGCGCUCUCCAUCGAGGAGGGCAAAUCCGGAGUGCUGAGUGUGUCAUCAGGGGCCGCCGCCCACAGGCACGUGAGCGAGAUCAACACCACCAUCUACCUCCUCAAGACAAAAUUGUCAGAAAGAGAAAACCAGUAUGUCCUAAGAAAGAUACAAAUCAACAAUGCGGAGAACACGAUGAAAAGCCUUCUGGCUGACGUAGAGGAUUUAGCUGAGAAGGAAAAUCAAGCCUCAAGAAAGGGGCAGCUGGUUCAGAAGGAAAGCAUGGACACCAUCGACCAUGCCACUCAGCUUGUCGAGCAAGCCCACGAGAUGAGGGAUAAAAUCCAAGAGAUCAACAACAAGAUGCUCUAUUACGGGGAGGAGCAGGAACUUAGCCCUGAGGAAAUCUCUGAGAAGUUGGUGUUGGCCCAGAAAAUGCUUGAGGAGAUCAGACGCCGUGAACCAUUCCUCACCCAGCGGGAGCUUGUAGAUGAGGAGGCUGAUGAGGCCCACGAAUUGCUCAGCCAGGCCGAGAGUUGGCAGCGGCUGCACAACGAGACUCGCGCCCUGUUUCCCGUCGUCCUGGAGCAGCUGGACGACUACAAUGCCAAGUUGUCAGACCUCCAGGAGUCACUCGACCAGGCCCUCAACCGCGUCAGGGAUGCUGAGGACAUGAACAGGGCCACAGCGGCCAGGCAACGGGACCACGAGAAACAGCAUGAAAGACUGAGGGAACAGGCAGAGGUGGUAAACGCUUCUCUGAGCACAUCUGUGGAUUCUCUGACAACGCCUCGUCUGACUCUUUCGGAACUUGAUGAUAUAAUAAGGAAUGCAUCAGGGAUUUAUGCAGAAAUAGAUGGAGCCAAAAAUGAACUACAAGGAAAACUAUCUAACCUAAGUAACCUCAGUCAUGAUUUAGUCCGAGAAGCCAUUGAUCAUGCACAGAACCUUCAGCAAGAAGCUGACGAGUUGAGCAGGAAUUUGCACAGUUCAGAUAUGAAUGGGCUGGUACAGAAGGCCUUGGAUGCGUCAAAUGUCUAUGAAAAUAUCGUCAAUUAUGUAAGUGAAGCCAAUGAAACGGCAGAAUUUGCUCUGAACAUCACUGACCGAAUUUACGAUGCUGUGAGUGGAAUUGAUACUCAAAUCAUUUACCAUAAAGAUGAAAGCGAGAACCUUCUCAAUCAAGCCAGAGAACUGCAAGCAAAGGCAGAUUCUAGCAAUGAUGAGGCGGUGGGUGACACCAGCAAGCGUGUAGGAGGAGCCCUGGGGAGGAAAGGUGCCCUUAAAAACAGACUAAAUGAUGCUGUUAAGCAGCUGCAAGCAGCAGAGAGAGGUGACGCGCAGCAGCGCCUGGGUCAGUCCAAGCUGCUCACCGCAGAGGCCAACAAGACAACAAUGGCGGUGCAGCAGGCCGCCGCCCCGAUGAUCCACAGUCUCACCAACUGGUCACAGAAUCUCCAAAACUUUGACUCUUCGGCUUACAACACUGCAGUGGACUCCGCGAGAGAUGCAGUAAAGAAUCUGACAGAGGUCAUGCCUCAGCUCCUGCAUCAGCUCCGCACAGUCGAGCAGAAGCGGCCUGCAAGCAAUGUGUCUGCCAGCAUCCAGAGGAUCCGAGAGCUCAUCGCUCAGACCAGAAGCGUCGCCAGCAAGAUCCAAGUUUCCAUGAUGUUUGAUGGCCAGUCAGCCGUUGAAGUGCACCCCAGAACCAGUGUGGACGAUUUGAAGGCGUUCACCUCUCUGAGUCUGUACAUGAAGCCUCCAGUAAAGCAACCAGAAGCGGCUGGUACUGCAGACCAGUUUAUCCUGUAUCUUGGAAGCAAAAACGCCAAAAAAGAAUACAUGGGUCUCGCAAUCAAAAAUGAUAACCUAGUCUACGUCUAUAACUUGGGGACGAAAGACGUGGAGAUUCCCCUCGACUCCAGGCCCGUCAGUUCCUGGCCUGCUCACUUCAGCAUUGUCAAGAUCGAAAGGGUAGGGAAACAUGGAAAGGUGUUUUUAACAGUCCCAAGUCUAAGCAGCACAGCUGAGGAGAAGUUUAUCAAAAAGGGGGAAUUUCCAGGAGAUGACUCCUUGCUGGAUCUGGACCCCGAGGACACGGUGUUUUAUGUCGGUGGGGUGCCUUCAAACUUCAAGCUCCCUGCCAGCUUAAACCUGCCUGGCUUCAUUGGCUGUCUGGAACUGGCCACCUUGAACAACGAUGUAAUCAGCUUGUACAACUUUAAGCACAUUUAUAAUAUGGACCCCUCCAAGUCAGUGCCCUGUGCCAGGGACAAACUGGCCUUCACUCAGAGUCGGGCCGCCAGUUACUUCUUUGACGGCUCCAGUUACGCCGUGGUGAGGGACAUCACCAGAAGAGGGAAGUUUGGUCAGGUGACUCGCUUUGACAUUGAAGUUCGAACACCAGCUGACAAUGGCCUCAUCCUCCUGAUGGUGAAUGGGAGCAUGUUUUUCAGCCUGGAAAUGCGGAGUGGUUACCUGCAUGUGUUCUAUGACUUUGGAUUCAGCAAUGGCCCUGUGCAUCUUGAAGACACGUUGAAGAAAGCUCUAAUUAAUGAUGCCAAAUACCAUGAGAUAUCUAUCAUUUACCACAAUGAUAAGAAAAUGAUCUUGGUAGUUGACAGACGACACGUCAAGAGCAUGGACAAUGAAAAGAUGAAGAUACCUUUUACAGAUAUCUACAUUGGAGGGGCUCCCCCGGAACUCUUACAGUCCAGAACCCUGAGAGCACACCUUCCCCUAGAUAUCAACUUCAGAGGAUGCAUGAAGGGUUUCCAGUUCCAAAAGAAAGACUUCAAUUUGCUAGAGCAACCAGAAACCCUGGGAGUUGGUUAUGGAUGCCCAGAAGACUCUCUUAUAUCCCGCAGAGCAUAUUUCAACGGGCAGAGUUUCAUUGCUUCAGUUCAGAAAAUAUCUUUCUUUGAUGGCUUUGAAGGAGGGUUUAAUUUCCGAACACUACAGCCAAAUGGGUUACUAUUCUAUUAUGCCUCAGGGCCAGAUGUGUUCUCCAUUUCCCUGGAUAAUGGUACCGUCAUCAUGGAUGUAAAGGGAAUCAAAGUGAAGUCGGCAGAGAAGCAGUACCAUGACGGGCUGUCUCACUUCAUCAUCACCUCUGUCUCACCCACAAGAUAUGAACUGAUAGUGGAUAAAAGCCGACUGGGGAGCAAAAAUCCGACCAAAGGGAAGGCGGACCAGGCACCAACUGGUGAACAGAAGUUCUACUUCGGAGGCUCACCCAUCAGCACCCCGUACGCUAACUUCACCGGUUGCAUAAGUAAUGCCUACUUUACCAGGUUGGACAGAGAUGUGGAGGUGGAAGACUUUCAGCGGUACUCCGAGAAGGUCCACACUUCUCUUUACGAGUGUCCCAUUGAGUCUUCACCAUUGUUUCUCCUUCACAAAAAAGGGAAAAAUGUCUCAAAGCCCAAAAUGAGUCAGAAUAAAAAGGGAGAGAAAAGUAAAGACGCGCCUUUUGGGGAUCCUGUGGGCCUGAAAUUCCCAGAGUGGAACACUCCAAGAGACUCUCACUGCCACCUUUCCCACAGCCCCAGAGCCAUUGAGCACGCCUAUCAGUAUGGGGGGACGGCCAACAGCCGCCAGGAGUUUGAGCACUUGAGAGGAGAUUUCGGUGAAAAAUCUCAGUUUUCCAUUCGUCUGAAAACUCGUUCCUCUCAUGGGAUGAUUUUCUAUGUCUCAGAUCAAGAAGAGAAUGACUUCAUGACUCUAUUUUUGGCCCAUGGCCGCUUGGUUUUCAUGUUUAAUGUUGGCCACAAGAAACUGAAGAUUAGAAGCCAGGAGAAAUACAAUGAUGGACUGUGGCAUGAUGUGAUAUUUAUUCGGGAAAAGAGCAGUGGCCGACUGGUAAUUGAUGGUCUUCGAGUCCUAGAAGAAAGCCUUCCUCCUACCACAGCUACCUGGAAAAUCAAGGGACCCAUUUAUUUGGGAGGUGUGGCCCCCGGGAGGGCUGUGAAAAAUAUCCAGAUUAAUUCAGUUUACAGCUUCAGCGGCUGCCUCGGCAAUCUCCAGCUCAAUGGCGCCUCUAUCAGCUCUGUUUCGCAGACGUUCAGCGUGACCCCCUGCUUCGAAGGGCCCAUGGAAACAGGAACUUACUUUUCCACAGAAGGAGGAUACGUCAUUCUAGAUGAGUCUUUCAAUAUUGGGUUGAAGUUUGAAAUUGCAUUUGAAGUCCGUCCCAGAAGCAGUUCCGGGAUCCUUGUCCAUGGCCACAGUGUCAAUGGGGAGUACCUCAAUGUCCACAUGAGAAAUGGGCAGGUCAUAGUGAAAGUCAAUAAUGGCAUCAGAAAUUUUUCCACCUCGGUAACACCCAAGCAGAGCCUGUGUGAUGGCAGAUGGCACAGAAUUACAGUUAUUAGAGAUUCCAAUGUGGUUCAACUGGAUGUGGACUCGGAAGUGAACCAUGUGGUUGGACCUCUGAAUCCAAAACCCGUUGAUCAAAGGGAGCCUGUGUUUGUUGGAGGUGUUCCAGAGUCUCUACUGACACCACACCUGGCCCCCAGCAAGCCCUUCAUGGGCUGCAUCCGCCACUUUGUGAUUGACGGGCGCCCAGUGAGUUUCAGCAAAGCAGCCCUGGUCAGUGGCGCCGUCAGCGUCAACUCUUGCCCGGCAGCCUGACAUGACAAAGCACAGCCCGGCUCAAGCACAGAGUUCUCCAGAGCACUGAAAUGAACGCAAAGCCAGCCAGGAGGAGCCAUGACUCUUGCUUCUGCUGGAAGCCUCCACCUGGUUGAACAGGACUUAAACAUCAGGGACUCAUUCAGAUCCUACCUUGGAUCCAACAUGUCUGCAGUGGACAACAGUUGAAGGAGUGGAAAGCAUACUUGUGUUGAGAACACACUUAAUUCCUACUGGUUAAAUUACUGUUUCUGUUUCUAAUAAAAUAGAAGGAAUUCUAAAUAAACACUGGCACACAUUUCUAAAGUG
This is a messenger RNA of Carlito syrichta (Philippine tarsier), 5721 nucleotides long. It is a transcript of the gene LAMA4, whose product is annotated as laminin subunit alpha 4. Gene Ontology annotation, molecular function: signaling receptor binding. The record is from RefSeq and is a predicted model, not a curated record. The transcript is spliced from 38 exons. Bases 16 to 5412 code for a protein of 1798 amino acids. Lineage: Eukaryota; Metazoa; Chordata; Mammalia; Primates; Tarsiidae. Gene Ontology annotation, biological process: cell adhesion; regulation of embryonic development; regulation of cell migration.